Molecule: messenger RNA, 1581 nt
Organism: Zasmidium cellare ATCC 36951
Lineage: Eukaryota; Fungi; Ascomycota; Dothideomycetes; Mycosphaerellales; Mycosphaerellaceae
Exons: 3
Coding region: 1-1581 (526 amino acids)
Molecular function (GO): oxidoreductase activity, acting on paired donors, with incorporation or reduction of molecular oxygen, reduced flavin or flavoprotein as one donor, and incorporation of one atom of oxygen; iron ion binding; heme binding
Source: RefSeq, a predicted model, not a curated record
AUGGGACUUCUACUCUUCUUGCCGGCGGCGGCCGCAGCGCUCUUCACCACCUACCUCAUCUUCGCACAGAUCCGACACACAUCGAAAGAGAAAUCCCUCGGCUGUCAGCCCUCGCCACUCUGGAAACCAUGGGACGUCUUUGGCGUGCAGACCCUCCGGGUGGAGAUGGGUGGGAUGAAGAGCAACCGCCUAUCCUACGCCUUUCUCAAUCGUAAAAACGAAAUGAGCGCCAAACUCGGACGAGACUGCAAGACUUUUCGUGUGAAGUUGCCGCCUGGCGAGACGUGGUAUUACACGUUUGAUCCGAGGAAUUUGCAGGCUGUGUUGGCGACGCAGUUUCAGGAUUUUCAGCAGUCAGCGGCGAGGGUGAAUGCGCUGGAGCCGCUGCUUGGGUUGGGGAUUUUCUCUGCGAAUGGACCUACAUGGGAACACUCUCGAGCUCUUCUGAGACCGCAGUUUAUGCGUGAACAGAUAGCGGAUUUGGACCUCUUCGAGACACAUCUCACGGAUCUUUUGAACGCCCUUCCGAGUGCCUCAGAACAGGGUGAAUGGACUCCCCGUUUCGAUAUCCAGCCUCUGUUGGAGCGGUUCACAAUGGACACGGCCACUGACUUUCUCUUCGGUGAGAGCGUGUACAGUCUGAAAGACGACAGCACAAACACGAGCACCCUGGUCACCAAGAAAGAGAUGUUGCAGUUCGUCGACGCUUUCUUCACUGCCGAGAAGACAACGGCCAAGUCGAUGAUCUUGGGCGACCUGUUCUGGUUGAUCCACGAUCAGAAGUUCAAAGACCAGUGCAAAGUCGUCCACAACUUCGUCGAUACGUAUGUACUGCGUCGUUUGAAAGGCGGCGGCUCAGAGAAGAAGCCAAUGACGGGAAAGUACGUCGUUCUGGAUGCUCUUGUCGCGGACGUCGAUGAUCCAAAGGAGCUACGUUCCCAGCUCUUGAACAUCCUCCUGGCCGGGAGCGACACCAUCUCGGGAACACUGGGGUUUUGUUUGGCUUCAUUGGCACAGUAUCCGCAUAUCUUUAAGAAGCUUCGCAACAUCAUCGUCGACGACUUUGGAUCUUUCGAUCGGCCGAAGGAGAUCACGCUCAGCCGGCUGAAGAAUUGUUCGUAUCUUCAGUGGUUCUUGAACGAGGUCCUGAGAAUGUAUCCUGCGGUUCCUGUGAACUUCCGUGAAUCCGCGAAGGAUACAUCGCUACCGUUCGGUGGUGGCCGUGAUGGGACGUCGCCGGUAUUUAUACCCAAAGGUCAUCUUGUUGCAUGGGAGCUCUGGACAAUGCACUCCGAUCCAGAAUUUUGGGGCCCCGAUGCCGACCGCUUCGAUCCCGAGCGAUGGGAGGGUCGCAAACUUGGUUUCCACUACCUUCCCUUCAACGCUGGUCCUCGGAUAUGUAUAGGCCAACAAUUCGCUCUCGCUGAGGUCGCAUAUGUUAUGGUGAGGCUUCUGCAAAAGUUCGAUGCGAUUGAUGGGUCUGCUUUGCCAAAGGGGCGAUUGCCAUGUGAUUGGAAACUGGUGGACAAGGUGGCUGGAGGUGUGAAUAUCAGGCUGCAUCGUGCAGAUAGUUCCUUUUGA